AAUUUCAUUAUUAGCCAGCCCAAUUUGCUAUUCUUUCUUCUCUGGGAAUCUUCGUUUUUCUUUCUCCAGUUUUGGAGUUUUCUCGAGUCUUUUUAUUUUCGCUCCAUUUUGUACGCCUUCUGGGUUUGUGUUCACAUACGUAAAGCUCUUAUCUUUCUUUUAUGCUUUUAAUCGAAGAUUAUAGAGCUGAGUGAGGUGUUGGUUUCUUGUGUUUUAAUGGGAGCUUGUUUCAGCAAUCAGAUCAGAACAGAUAUUGCUUCCAGUACAUGGCUAAGUUCGAAAUUCUUGAGUAGAGAUACGAGCAAGGGCUCGUCGAAUACUUCCUUCUCUCAUAUGCCACGAACAGAAGGCGAGAUCUUGCAAAAUGCUAAUCUGAAGAACUUUAGCCUCAGUGAACUAAAAUCUUCAACAAGGAAUUUCCGGCCUGAUAGUGUGGUUGGUGAAGGUGGAUUUGGUUGCGUUUUCAAAGGAUGGAUCGAUGAGACUACCUUCGCUCCUUCUAAACCAGGGACCGGUAUCGUCAUUGCAGUGAAAAGGCUCAACCAAGAAGGGUUUCAAGGUCAUCGAGAAUGGCUGGCUGAGAUCAAUUACUUGGGUCAGCUGGAUCAUCCUAACCUUGUGAAACUGAUUGGAUACUGCUUGGAAGAAGAGCAUAGGCUUCUUGUAUACGAAUUCAUGCCUCGUGGUAGUCUCGAGAAUCACUUGUUCAGAAGAGGAACAUUCUUUCAGCCAAUUCCAUGGAACACGCGGAUUCGAAUAACUCUAGGUGCAGCUAGAGGACUCGCUUUUCUUCACAAUGCUCAACCGCAAGUUAUAUACCGAGACUUCAAAGCAUCCAACAUCUUGCUAGAUUCGAACUACAAUGCAAAGCUUUCAGAUUUCGGUUUGGCCAGAGAUGGUCCAAUGGGUGACAAUAGCCAUGUCUCCACCAGAGUCAUGGGGACUCAGGGAUACGCUGCUCCAGAGUAUCUAGCUACAGGUCAUUUAUCGGCGAAGAGCGAUGUGUACAGUUUCGGGGUUGUGUUACUUGAGUUGUUAUCAGGAAGACGAGCAAUCGACAAGAACCAACCAGUUGGAGAACACAAUCUAGUGGAUUGGGCAAAACCUUACUUAACAAACAAAAGAAGGCUUCUACGAGUGAUGGAUCCUCGUCUUCAAGGUCAAUACUCACUAACCCGAGCUUUGAAAAUUGCAAUUCUUGCACUCGAUUGCAUAUCCAUAGAUGCCAAGAGUAGACCGACCAUGAAUGAUAUCGUCAAGACACUUGAACAACUCCAUGUCCAAAAGGAAACACCAAAAGAGCAGCAGAAUGUCCAACACAACAGUGACAACAACAACAACAGUAACAAAUCUCCAUGUAGCAAAUCUCCGCAGGCUGUGAAUUAUCCUAGGCCUUCAAUUAUGUAACAAAUUAAAAAAAAAAAAGGAGCGGUUUUUUACUGGGUUUUAGAGAUGUAUAGACUCUUUUUACUUUAUAUUGGUUAGGUCUCAUGCUGUAUGGUAGAAACGAAAAAAGGGUCUCUCUUUUUCUUUUUCCCACUUUCCUGGAAGUGUAAUGGAGAGAAACAAACUUAAUAGUU
This is a messenger RNA of Eutrema salsugineum, 1580 nucleotides long. Its product is annotated as probable serine/threonine-protein kinase PBL11. Gene Ontology annotation, molecular function: ATP binding; protein kinase activity. The transcript is spliced from 6 exons. NCBI's taxonomy places the organism in Eukaryota, Viridiplantae, Streptophyta, Magnoliopsida, Brassicales, Brassicaceae. The coding region runs from base 217 to 1407 and encodes 396 amino acids. Gene Ontology annotation, biological process: protein phosphorylation. The record is from RefSeq and is a predicted model, not a curated record.